AGUUCAAUCAUGGCUUCAUCCACAUACCCAAGCUCGUUGUUUAACUUGAGCUCCAGUUCUUCAACAUCAGCCACACGCUUGCCCUUGAGGUUUUCUGGGUCUAGCUUUAAUGGGUGCAAUGGAGUUUCAGUGACUAAGGCUUGGUUUAGUAGUGGGUCAAGAAUAUGUGCCAAGUUUGAGAAGUUUCAAGCUGAGGAUGAGCUUGAAGAAACCAACACAACACCAUCCUUACCAGAGGUUGAAGAAGAUGGUGUGCAGGAAGAAGAUGACAGCUGCUUGCCUUCUGACUUGGAGGGUGCAGUCCGUCAAUCGGGUGAAGCAAGUGCGUCAUUUGUUUCUUCAGGAGGAAUGAGAGCCAUAGUUGAACUUUUAAUUCCCCAGCUGCAGUUUCUAGAUGAAGAAGGGGCACAAGCUGAGCUCUGGGAGUUAUCAAGGGUUUUCUUGGAUACACUUAUAGAGGAAACUGGAUGUGAGAGAGUUAAAGCUGUAUUUCCUGAUGCUGGAGCAGCAGCUCUUCUAAAAUAUCGGUGGACAGAUGCUGCUUUUGGAUUCGCCAGCUUAAGUGACCGGAAGCCCAUAACAAGUGAAGAUGAGAUUGUGGUUAUGAUUGUACCUGAUUAUCAGAUGUUGGAAUAUGUAGAGAGACUUGCAUCCAGUUUGUUAGAUGAUCCGCCAAGGCCUCUAAUCAUGUGGAACCCACGUCUCAUCAGUGAGGAUGUUGGAGUUGGAUUUAAUGUACGAAAGUUAAGGCGGUACUUUUUGAGCACUUUUACGACAGUCUACUCAAUGAGGCCUAUGGAAUCCGGGGCUGUAUUUAGGUGCUAUCCAGGGUCAUGGAAGGUAUUCUUUGAUGACAAGGAGAGACCAAACAGAUAUCUGCUUGCCAAAGAGCUUUUGCGCCGUCCUGAUGCUGAAGACCUUGAGAUGAUAUUUGGAAAUAUGCAAGAGGAUUCAGAGCAGGGCCCAUCUUUGUUUGAUAGGGCAGCAGGGAUGUUCUCUUCAAUGAACCGAUUUAUGAGGAUCAUUUCAAAAUAGACUUGAUUACUGUUCUUUGCAGC
This is a messenger RNA of Fragaria vesca subsp. vesca, 1058 nucleotides long. RefSeq lists its product as uncharacterized. The transcript has 9 exons. The record is from RefSeq and is a predicted model, not a curated record. Lineage: Eukaryota; Viridiplantae; Streptophyta; Magnoliopsida; Rosales; Rosaceae. The coding region runs from base 10 to 1035 and encodes 341 amino acids.